AUGGCGUCCAAGGAGCCCGAGCCUCAGGGCAAAGACAAGGGCAACCCCGUCCAGGAGGACGAGAACGAGGAGGAACAGGAGGUCCAGGAGAGGUUCUCACCCGAGGAAGAGGCGUCCCUCCUGGCCGAGUCUAACGCCAGCAAGACGGCGGCCAACGCCCUCUUCUCCUCGUUAAAGUACGACGAGGCCAUCGCCAAGUACCACGAGGCUGUUGCCGCCUGCCCCAACUACCUCGACUACGAGCUCGCCGUGCUGCGCUCCAACAUCUCCGCCUGCCACCUCAAGCUCUCGCGGUGGAAGGACGCCGUCUCGAGUGCCACCGCCGCCCUUGACGGCCUCGAUCGCAUCGACAAGGAGGCCGCGCUCGAGAGGGAGCGCCGCGAGAAGGACAAAGCCGCCGCCGCCGCUGCCGCUGCCGCCGAGAAAGAGGGCAAGGACGACGACGACGACGACGACGACGACGACGACGACGUGGAGGAGGAGAUCGUCAGCGCCGGCGCAAGCAAGGCCGCGCCCGCACCGCAGCCGCCCAGAGACGAGAAGGAGGAGGAGGAGGAGGCAGCCCGCCGCCGGCGCGCCGAGGACGUCCUCCGGAUCCGCGCCAAGGCGCUGAUGCGCCGGGCGAGGGCGCGCAGCGAGGAAGGCGGCUGGCAGAGCCUCGCCGGCGCCGAGGAGGACUACCGCGCGCUGGCGGCCAUGCCGAACCUGGCGCCCGCGGACCGCAAGAUUGUCCAGGCGCAGCUGCGCGCGCUGCCGGUGCGGACAAAGGCCGCGCAGGAGAAGGAGACGGCCGAGAUGUGGGGGAAGCUGAAGGAUCUGGGCAACGGCAUCCUCAAGCCUUUCGGGCUGAGCACGGACAACUUCCAGAUGGUCAAGGACGAGAAGACCGGAGGCUACUCGAUGAACUUCAACCAGGGCCGGUAA
This is a messenger RNA of Colletotrichum graminicola M1.001, 924 nucleotides long. RefSeq lists its product as uncharacterized. The transcript is spliced from 3 exons. The record is from RefSeq and is a predicted model, not a curated record. The coding region runs from base 1 to 924 and encodes 307 amino acids. Lineage: Eukaryota; Fungi; Ascomycota; Sordariomycetes; Glomerellales; Glomerellaceae. Gene Ontology annotation, molecular function: protein binding.